Messenger RNA from Xenopus laevis (African clawed frog), 3542 nucleotides. RefSeq names its product pleckstrin homology-like domain, family A, member 1 L homeolog (gene phlda1.L). Gene Ontology annotation, biological process: positive regulation of apoptotic process. The transcript is spliced from 2 exons. Gene Ontology annotation, molecular function: phosphatidylinositol phosphate binding. NCBI's taxonomy places the organism in Eukaryota, Metazoa, Chordata, Amphibia, Anura, Pipidae. The record is from RefSeq and is a predicted model, not a curated record. Bases 1656 to 2102 code for a protein of 148 amino acids. Gene Ontology annotation, cellular component: cytoplasm.
UACACAUGUCUCCCUCCAGGGAGGAUCACAGGUUAUGGAUAUUGCUUUUGCCAUGUGUAAUGUGUUUAUAACAAUGGGUUGUACCCCACAGGCACCAGACACCAGCAUUCAUUUAGGGCAAGUGAGAAUGGAAGGAGGGUCAGUCCUUAUAGAUAAGGAAAGCAGAAAUAACUCACAUAGGAAAGAGCGUUGAUUAUAACAGACAAGGCAAGCUGAGCUGAGGAUAAGAUAUAAUGGAGAUUGUAGGUAAACAGAAAUGAACUCUCAAAGGAAAGAGCCAUUAGUAGUUAUAAAAGACAAUGUAAGCAGAAAUGAAUCUAUAAAGAUUGAGAGGAGCUAACAUUUAUGGUAGAAAAGGGAGGCAAGCAGAGAUUUACUCAGGAGAAGAUGGGUUUGUAAGCAGAAACAAAUUCAAGAAGGAAAAUGCCGCUAGCUAUUCUGAUAGACAAGGAAAGCAGAAAGAAACUAUGGUUAGCAGCUAGGAUAGACAUGAAAAAGACAUGGAAAAAUACAUGACAAUGGAAAGAGGGGUUGGCAGUUGUGAUACAGACAUGACAAGUUAAUCAAGAAUAUAAUCACACAGGAAAAAAAGCGGUUAGUAUUUCUAUAGCUGACAUGAACUAAAACGCAUAGCAAUUGUGAUGGACAUGGGAAAGCAUGGAACAUAGAAUAACAUGAGCUGUAUAAGUGCUAGGUCUUUCCCAGGAGGGGACAAGUCUGCUGCUAAGCCCAGUACAUGCCAGACGGUGUUGUGGUGCAUACAGGAUAUCCUAAAAAUACCACUCGGAAUAUGUGGCAGUUGCACUGACAUUCGACCUACAGACAGACACGUUUCCGAUGUGGAACUCUGAUUACUAGUGUCGUAUCUAUUAAGUGUAUUGCUGCUGCUGGCUUCUGUGCAUCCCACACUGGGGUGGAUCAGCUGCUAUUCUGUAAAUCAGCUAAUGACAUGUGCAUGGACUCAUUGCUGUGUGUAGCACAUAGCCUGUACAUGGGCUGGCCAGGGAUGGCACAUGUUUCACACCACAUUAAUUCUGCUGGGAAAUGUGUGCAUGAAAUCCCCCACACAGGCGCCUUAUGUCCUGAAUAAUUAGUCUUGUAUUGUAGUAUAUAUCACUCAGCUACAUCAGCAAUCUCUCUGUGUUUUUGCCCCUUCCGACCACUGUCCUUCCUUGAUCUGGGUCACAUUUAUUUCCUUUUACAUGGAAUCUAUCACGUUGAGAUGGAGCAAGGAAAGGCUUGUAAAAGCUUAAUAAUGAUUCUAGUCAUAACCCCCCAGAGUAUCCCAACUAAUAUAUUUAGAGCCCUACAUGUGCCACAAAGUUCCUUAGUGAAGGGCUGGAAUAGGGUAAUAGAAGUGAAAUGCACUACAGGCUUUGGCCAGCAGGUGGCACACAUAUGCUGAGCACUCCCUUCUCCCUGGGAAAUCAACCGGGCGGAGAGGAGCACUGAGUGGCUGCUGCCGUCACUCUCAGCCUAUUAAAUCCCUGUGCUCCGCUUGCUGCCUGUCUGGCACAUUGCACGCCUCUAUUGACUCGCUCUUACUGCUUUCUCUCCCACACACACAGCCUUGGAUCCUACCCUGUAGCACCCUGUAGCUUCCUGGCGAGGAGAGUGUGAGCGUGACAAGAGGUGUCCAGUAGCAGCAGCAGAGAAUGUUGGAAAGCAGCUGUAAGGUGGUGAAGGAGGGACUGCUGGAGAAGAGGAGUGAUGGCUUACUGCAGCUGUGGAAGAAGAAGCGCUGCAUUCUCACCGAGGAAGGACUUCUGCUCAUCCCUCCCAAACAGCUGGAGCAGCAGCAACAGCCAAGUCAGCCAGCCGAGCCCGCAAGGAUCAAGGAGCUACACUUCUCCAACAUGAAGACAGUGGACUGCGUGGAGAGGAAAGGCAAAUACGUGUAUUUCACGGUGGUGAUGACAGAGGGGAGGGAGAUAGAUUUUCGGUGCCCGCAGGACCAGGGCUGGAAUGCAGAGAUCACCCUGCAGAUGGUGCAGUACAAGAACAGACAGGCGAUACUGGCAGUGAAAUCCACCCGACAGAAACAGCAGCACCUGGUCCAGCCGCAUGGGCACCGCAUCAGGAGCGCCUCCAACUCUGCAUAGCUGCCUGCAACUGCCAUCCACUCAUCUCUGCCAUCUGAUUCCAGGUCUAACUGAAAAAGCACUUUAAUGGGCAUCGCAAGUAUUUUUGUUCAGCUCAUCUUAUAGACACAUUGUGGAAAAGAACUGUACCAGGCUGUUUCGGUGGAUGUAAGAAGCAUACAGUGCCAGGCCGCUAAGCCAGACGAAUGAUUGGUGUUUUCCUUGGACCAUUGGAAGCAUUUAGUAAAUGGGAAAAAUACAAGAAGCAGAUGUACUUUCAUUUUUUUGUAAUCUAUUUAUUUCUUCAAUUUCUGCUAUUUGCCAAACUCCACUGCAUUUUGACCACAAAGUCAAAUGUAAAUGAAUGUAUGCAAUAAGUGGCGCGCAGUCUGACUCACCAGCUGCCCAAGUGCAGAAGGAGAAUAUAUCUUAUUAAACUAUCCAUAAGGUAGUCAAAGGGCACAACGGAAUUCAUUUGCUAUUUGCAGAAGAUACAAGCAAGCGGUUCUGCAGAGCUCCACAAGUCAUCUUAAGCCUUAUAAUAUUUUUAUUUUCCAUUGCCGAAAAAUCACCAAGAGGGAAAGAGAAGGGAAAAAAAAAAUCAAACAGUGGUUUUGUUAACAAUUCUCAGUUCAUGUUGAUAUUUCAUUUGUUCGUGUUGUCAGAGGGAUCAGCCACAUUCCCUUGCUCUUCUUUUUUGCCAGAUUACAGCAUCUUUUGGUUCUGGGCAGGAUCCAUGAGCUCUUUGGAUCAGCAGUCUUGGGUCCCACCCAGAUUUCUUUUCAGAGUCCAUAGCAGCUCUGAUGCCUCGUUUCUGUUAUGUAGACGCACUCUCUGCUUAUUGGACCAAUGUGUAUCUUCUGUGGUGUUAAGUGUAAUCAGCCUUCAGCAUCGUUCCCAUGGACAUUUCAGGGAAUUUUAAGGUUUAUAAAAAUGAAUUGUGGGUAGGAGACCAAUGUGGUACAAGAGCCAUGUUCUAACACUCUGGACUUACCAAAACAGAGUGCUCUGGUAUGUGUGUACAGUGGGCUUGCAUCUGAAAUAUUCUGUAACAUAACUCCAAGGGGGAAUUAUGACUUUUAGCAACUUCUUAUGUGUAGGUGCAUGUGUUAGUAAUUGAAGGUAAAACAUAAGGAGAAAUCAACUAAAUGAAGUUGGACAGUGCCUUGCACCUAUAGCAUAGCAACUCAUAAACAAAGGGAUGGUUUGAUAGAUGUUUAUGUUGCCAGCUCACUGAUGCAAUAUUUUCCAUCUAAUAUCAAUCUGUCAAUAUUUUAAAUGAACAGAAUACAUCAUUAGAAGUGUUGCCUCCCCUGAUAACUGUAUGUUAAUCUGAUAUAUUAUGCACUGAUACCACUGAAUACACUGCUGUUUCAGUUGUGUAUUGAUUUAUUCAUGUUGUAUAUAUUAUUUACAAAUAUCCAACUAAAAAUAAAUUCCUACAUUUUUAAAAAAACAAAA